Molecule: messenger RNA, 122 nt
Organism: Ambispora gerdemannii
Lineage: Eukaryota; Fungi; Glomeromycota; Glomeromycetes; Archaeosporales; Ambisporaceae
Source: the annotation of a GenBank genome assembly
GAAACCAAACGGAUGGAUUAAGUCUCAAUCUUCCAUGGAAUGAAGAAGAUUCAGUUGACGAGGGAGCUGCUGCUUGUGGAUUAUUCAAAGUGAGAUUUUUGAAAUUACGAAUAGACCAAUAG